Euleptes europaea (tarantolino) is the source of this 537-nucleotide messenger RNA. RefSeq names its product mature T cell proliferation 1 (gene MTCP1). NCBI's taxonomy places the organism in Eukaryota, Metazoa, Chordata, Lepidosauria, Squamata, Sphaerodactylidae. Gene Ontology annotation, molecular function: protein serine/threonine kinase activator activity. The record is from RefSeq and is a predicted model, not a curated record.
CCUUCCGUGUCUUUGUUCAGAGGCAAAGGGGGCCAUGUGUAGAAUGGGAGCCGAGGGAGGGCCAUCGUAGCAAGAGAUCGGGGCAUGGCAGAAGGAGAGGAAGGUGAUGCCAGAGCCCCACCUGUCCGCCUCUGGGUGCGACGGAUAGGUGUCUAUUGCGACGAAAAUCAGAAAACAUGGCUGGUGGCAACCGAAGAGGCAAGUAAGAACAUUCCUCGCAAUUGUCUUUUUGAUCAUUUGGAGAGCAUUUUCCUUUUCCUUUUCUUUUUUUAAAGCAGACACUCACAUUGUACGCUUCGUUUUGGGAUUCUCCCGCAGGAGGCAGGCACGCUGAAAGCCCGGAUCAGAAGAGUCCAGGUCCCCCUGGGUGAGGCGGUGCGCCCCAGCCGCCUGCCUGCAUCCCAGCUGCCGCACAUGUGGCAGCUUUCAGAGGGGCAGAAGUACAGGGACAGCAACUCCCGCAUCUGGGACAUUGAACACCAUUUGCGAAUCACGGGAGUGGAGGAGCUGCUGCUGAAACUCCUGCCAAGUGAUUAA